AAUGCAAAUAAGUUGAUCACUAAAUGUCAGUGCUGUGGUUGGAUGGUACAGAUUAAGGGGCAGUAUUAUUAUAAUAAGAUCCCCCUCUGACAUCACAAGGGGAGCCAAAUUUCAUUGAGCUAUUUUUUUCACAUGUUGCUAAGAGAAUGGUUUGAAAAACUAAGUUACUUGGUUGAUCUUUAUCACAUUUUUAUCACAUUUUCUAGGUCUCUCCAUAGCAUAUCAUAAUUGUUCACAACAUCAAAGAAAACAGUAAAUACACUUUAUUAUCUUUCUUCUGAUUCCAGGCGUGUCUUAACAUAUCAUAGCAUUAUGAACAACUGAUCACUUCAACCAUUAUUAGCACAAAUUCAUUGUUAUUCACCGUUAGCACAUCUUGCUUUGUCACAUUCUGUUCACAUCUUUCAAUAUGUUUAUCUCUAUUUUCUUUAUUUCUUGCUUUAUUAACAUAUUUUUCCCUUGAUUUCUUCACUGUUAUGGUAUACAGAGGGGAAUGACACAGGAGUAAAAGCAGAUAUGGUUGUUUAUUUAAAACAUUGUCUGAUAGGUUCAUAUGGCAGUGUAGGUGAUUGCAGAUGGUAAUGUAGACAGAUGAUGAUGAUGACAAGCAAAUCACGUAUUGACAGAAACAGAUAACAAAUAAGACAUUCCUUAUAUUCAAACAGUUGAAGACAAUGGCGAAGAUGAAGAUGACAUUACAUGUGACCAUGUGUUUAAAAAAGAAUCUAAAGACAAUCUACAAACAAUAGAUUUACUAUUUACUAUUGGUAUAUAGACAUAAUUUUAAAAUAAUUUAAAUUCAAGUGCAAAAUCUUCAUCUUAAAUACCUUAAAAAUGUUAUUAUAAUUCUGGAUGGCUUGGACCACUGCAACAAAUUUUUAUGAGUUUUAAUUAAUGGUAAGCCAAAUGAAGAAGCGAAAAAAAGUACACCCACACAGCAUCACAAACAGAAGUGUGAAGUUUAGUAUGCGUGACUCUGUACUAUGUAUGAAGGGCAUCUGUUCCUGUUAACAUCAAUCUCACUGUCUGACUUUAUCUCUGCACAAAACAAUCAAAUAAAAAUUCUGUUGUCUGUUGUGAAUUAUAGUUAAUAACAAUAUGUCAAGAAGAAAUGUGAAAAUACAGGAAUAUAUUUGGGGACUGGAGACUCAUUUUAAUGUAUUGAGUUACAGAAAACAUGUUUGUGUUUUUCCUGUCUAGAUAUGUGACUCGACUAAAUUCAUUUCCACUGAAUGUGAUUUUAUUUCAUGUGUGAUGUGGGUUUAUGAAGGUUUUAGAAAUUAACUGUUCUUAAAACCUAUCUGUUUGAUUUGUGUAAAACCUCCUGUGGUUGAUAUUGGUAAAAAAUGUCUCAAUAUAUUGGCUAAAAGGUUGCAGUUAUGUAACUCUCUAUAUUAUAUCGCAGCUAUAUGGCUUCUGUAUUAUUUUAAAAGUUCAAAUUGUGCGGAACACGUGACUUAUCAAAUCGCACGUUGGGUUAAGCAGAGUAAAGCGCAUUCCCGGUCAUAUUUUUGCAAUACAACAACAAUACAAUGAGAAACAUGCAAUUAAACAAAACUAUACAAUUUUUACACAGUCAACAAGCCAGAGUUGAUAAUAAAUAAGCUUUCCGCCAACUGACAUUCCCAAAAAAUAGAAGUCCAAAAAAAACGAGCUGCAGAAUAAACAAUUCUAUUAAAAUUGUUUCUAAUAUAGCUAUUUGUGACUCUGUUUUGCAAUAUUUUUCAAUUGAAUUUUAAUUGAAUAAUUACAUUUUAGCAAAAAUGCAAGAAAAACACCCAUUUGUAUAAACAAAUGAUUUGGAAAACGAAUGCCAUAUACUAUCUUUAUUCUUUAGAUAUAGAAUAAUCCAACUUAUUUUAAAUACCUUGUUUAAUGUGUCAUAACUCAGUACUUCUAAGCCACCGUGAUCUUUGAAAUUACACUGUAAAAAAUUGCUGUUAAAAAACAGCCAAAUUUAACAGUAUGAUUCUGUUUUUUAACAAAAACAGAAGUAUACUGUUAAAUUCUGCAUUCUGUAAAAAAACAGUUUUCAGAAUAAUGUGAAUUUACAGCCCUGAGAGUCCACCGUUAAAGACUGCGUCCCAAAUCACACCCUACACCCUCAUUCACUAUUCCCUACAUUAGUUUCCUAAUGAUCCACCUGAAAUCAACCGUGUGUCUCAAUUCGUUCCCUAGCUCCCGAGGUCGUGAAUCAGUAUAUCGUGUACACAGGUUCGGCCACUGGUAAGGACCCUAGCUCACUUCACAUUGGGACAAUGUUCACUUAUUUUUCUGUCACGUGGCUGCUUAGCGCGUUGUGAUUAUUCACAGCUGUUACUCAUCAACAACCGGCAAAACCAACAUCUCUCUGACUUAAUUUUAAAAAACAGUACAUUGUGGAAAAUGCUGUCAUUAUUCUCUUACAUAUCGGUGCAUAAAAUUGGAGGCAUAUAAUUACAUUUUAAAUGUAAUAAAUAUAUUUACAAUUUUAAAUAAAUAUUAUUAUUUUAAAUAUUGAGUAGAUUGUGGUCCCUUACUGUGUAGCAAUGUGUGUUUAUAUUUACAACUAAAACAAACGUUUGUCUUUAUAAAAGUUCUGUAACAUUUCAUAAAGUUUAUUGAGUUGGAUCACAUGAUGUUCGGGUGGCGAGCGUCAGAAAAGGUCACGUGAUUUCCGGUUAGGGAACAUAGGGAACAUCGAUGCUCACUGGUUUUUGCGUUGCAUUGUGGGAAUUUUUAGGGAACGAACGUUCCAGUGCACUGAACGGAUUUUGCGAUUGAGACAGCCCUUAAAAUGGCCGACUCCCUGAUCAGUGCCCUGACUACUGAACAAGGGAGCUGAUUGAGACACACGGCAAGUCAAUGAGUUCAAGUACUGAAGCAUUAAUGAUGGACACCUGCUGCUAAUAAACAGAAUCACUAAAGAAAAGAGAAAUAAAAAGAGAAGAUAUGAGCAUAAAUACUUACAGACACAAAGACUUAAAUGAACAUCAACUGAAAAUAACAGAACACAUUAAAUCUCUCCAUAUAUCACCAGAGGAGAAUUAAACAUUUACACAAACACCAUUACCAUCUUCACUUAUAAACCACUUUGACUUUAUUUCUGUUAUACAUUUACAAAAGUUCUUACUGAGAACAAACAGGUGUUUACUAGACUUUACAAGCAUUUUCUUUAAAGUCACCAUUAUUGUGAUCACUGUUUUCAUUAGUUGGGCUCUUGACCUGGUUUUCAGUUUGGUUGCUGUAACUGUGUCUUUAUGAUGCAUGUUUGUUAUGGCAAAGAAAACUAAGAGAUGAUAGAGUCUUGUAAGUGAAGAUGUUAAUAUUGUUUGUGGAGUUGUUUGAUGAUCUUCUUGUGAGAUCUUAGAAAAUCUGAGUAAGUUUGAGUCUCAUCUAAGUCUGUAAAUUGAGUUUCUGCUUGUUUUCUCUUUAAUUCGGUUCUUGUUCAUCUUUCAUUCAGUGAUUGUGUUUGUUAACAGCAGCUGUUCAUCAUUAACUCAAUCAUCACUUCAUUAUCUCAUUAACUUCAACAUUGGCUCUGUUUCUUUUACUCUUUGUAGUGUGGACACAUUAAGCAGUGUUCUUUUGACACCAAGGAUUUUGCGAUGGGGUUUAAAGGGUUAAAUGUGUAAGAUAUAAAAACACAGAAUGCUAAUGUUUUUUAACAGUCCGAAGGAGACCGUAAAAAAACAUUAUCUUACUGGCAACCAAGCUGCCAGUUGAUUACCGUUAUUUAACAGAAUGUGCUGUUAAAAAACAGAAAACUUAACAGUCAAAUUUGCAUACAGAAAUAUGUUAAUUUCACACAGACAUUGGAGAAAAGUCCUUGUAUUUUCUUUUUUUUAUUAUGUUAACUUAAAAACUGAUCAGGGGAUUUACACAAGAUGAUAAUGUGAGAGAUUUCUUAGUGUUUAAUGUUUUGUUUUGUCAGGAUUUGGCUCAGUUUUUGGGUUACCAUUGUGCUGAAGAGUAGUGUGGUUGUUUAGGUCAAGGAUGGGCAGUAGAUCAUUGAUGUUAUGCUGCCUGUUGUUUUAUUUUAAAGCAGUAACUUUGUAGUUUGCUCGUGAUGAACUACAUGAGAUUUGUGUGAAAGUUUAAAUGUUUGGAGUUUAAUUUUAGGAGUAAUAUUUGUGUUCAAUGGACUCAAAUGAAUUAAGUUCACAAUACUAACACCACCAUUUAAAUAUAUAUAAACUUGAAUGGAUCCUGCAAUUGGUUUCCUAAAUGAAAUGAGUUUCUUUCAGGGCAUUAUAACAUUAACAUACUGUUAAAAUAGGGGAGCUGUAAAUUAACGGAAGCAGAACAGCUGUAAUUUAGAAUACGGUAAUUAAACCGUAAAAUUACGGUUCACUGCUGGAACCCCAGCUGCCAGUACUUUAUCGUAAAAUUACGGCGAAAUUUUUUACAGUGUACAUAAGAUUUCUUUUUUUAGAUAUUGUGGUUUAUUUCUCCAAAUAAACUGAAAAAGCAUUUGAUCUAAUUUUGUUACUGAUCUAGAAAUCCCUUCAGCUUUUGACAAUAAUACCCAUCCCUUUGCAUCCAAAUAUUAAACCUCUAACUAAUUUUAAUUGGGUUAAAAUUUUAAUUAUUCCAUAAAUGUUCAUCUUUACAAAUCAAUUCACUGCCUUAAAGAUUUCAUUUCUGUCUUUUAAAAAACAAAGUGGUGUCGUCUGCAAACUGGCACAAUUGCUUUAAAUAAAAAAACUGUGCUCUAUAGUUUCUAAUGCCUUGUGAAAAUCGAUAAAUAAAAUAAAACUAUUAUCUAAAAUAUAUUCAUUAUAGUCUACCAUAUCUAGAACCAGUCUAAUGUUUUUACUAAUGUAUUUAAAUCCUUUUUCCAUUCUUUUGGCAAAUAUAAACGCAAACAUUUUUGCAUCAUUGUUUAAUAAACUGAUGGGUCUCCAAUUCUCCAAAUGAAAAUAAUUUUUGUUUAGCUUUGGAAUUAGGGUAAUGACACUUUUUUUUAAAGAAGUGGGCAAUUCAGCAAAGCCUCUAUGUACUGACUUUUUCCUUUUCUCAGUCGAAACCUCAGUUGACACCCUUGGACACCCAGAUAAUGAAACACGAUUGAAGACUUCAUUACAUUUGUGUCUUUGAUAUAAAUAACUGUUGAAUAUGAUCCAUGCAUUUAUUCUGAUGUGUUUUUGUCUUCUAGUGGGUGUGUUUGGUGAUGAAGUGAAGUCAGUCCCAGUGUUUGAUGGAGGUUCUGUUACUCUAAACACUGAUAUUAAUGACAUAAAGAGAGUUGAUUUGAUCGAGUGGAGAUUCGAAACGAUCCGCAUCGCCAGAAUCAAGAGAUCUGAUGAUAUCAAUCCAAAAUAUGAUGAUAAUAAUGAGACUCAAAGAUUUUGGCGCAAACUGAAGCUGAACAGUCAGACAGGAGAUCUCAUCAUCACAAACAUCACAUCUGAACACACUGGACUUUAUCAACUACGGGUUGUAAUUCUUAGCGUAGAGACAAUCAAGAGAUUCAAUCUUACAUCUUAUGCUCCUCUCUCCGUUCCUGUCAUUACCAGCGUCAUGUCACAGUGUUCACGUUUACAUUGUGCCUUAUUGUGUUCAGUGAUGAAUGUGAGAGAUGUGAGUCUGUCCUGGUACGAAGGAAACAGUUUAUUGUCCAGAAUCAGUGUAUCUAAUCUCAACAUCAGACUCUCUCUACCUCUGGAGGUGGAUUAUCAGGAUAACAACACAUACAGCUGUGUGGUGAACAAUCACAUCAGCAACCAGACAAAACAUUUCUGCCUUGCUGAUCUCUGUCAGCCGUGUUCAGAUGUCGUCCGCGCUAGUGAUAGUGCUGAAGCUGUUCUGAUACUGCUGAUGGUCCAGUUGGCUGUCAGUGUUUUGAUGGUUGUUGGUGCUGUUGUGGUUCUGGGUUAUGACAUUAAAUCCAGAAGAGAUGAACAGAAGAGAAAAUCACAAACAUCACCAGCAACAUCUGAUGAAUGAGAUUCUAAAACAACAAUCAACUCAACAAUAUCACUAUUCUUACCAUCAGCUAGUUUAUGGAUUUAUAAACAGUGUCUGUUUCUUAUCAUCACAUCAUCGACUACAUUUACAUGUACACCAAUAAUGUGAUUAUUUCCAAUACUUAAUCAGAUGUUUACAUGACUGAAGCUCCUGUUUACAUGCAGUAUUUAUUUUCUGGUUGUUCGCUAAUGAUUGUGAUUAUUAUUUACACACAGCCCAAUGCAGAGCACAAAAUAUGAACUCACAUAUACUGUACACUGUUUAAAUACUACUGUUAGACCUUUCUUUAUUUGUAAUGUUGUUCUUUUCAAUUUUAUAUGCUUAUAAAUUCUUAAUUUGUUAUUUUA
Paramisgurnus dabryanus is the source of this 6296-nucleotide messenger RNA. RefSeq lists its product as uncharacterized. The record is from RefSeq and is a predicted model, not a curated record. NCBI's taxonomy places the organism in Eukaryota, Metazoa, Chordata, Actinopteri, Cypriniformes, Cobitidae.